Messenger RNA from Penicillium argentinense, 1836 nucleotides. Its product is annotated as glycoside hydrolase family 47 protein. Gene Ontology annotation, cellular component: Golgi membrane; endoplasmic reticulum. The transcript has a single exon. The record is from RefSeq and is a predicted model, not a curated record. Gene Ontology annotation, biological process: carbohydrate metabolic process; N-glycan processing. The coding region runs from base 1 to 1836 and encodes 611 amino acids. NCBI's taxonomy places the organism in Eukaryota, Fungi, Ascomycota, Eurotiomycetes, Eurotiales, Aspergillaceae. Gene Ontology annotation, molecular function: calcium ion binding; mannosyl-oligosaccharide 1,2-alpha-mannosidase activity.
AUGAAUCGAUUUAGACGUCAGGCGUUAGGCUGUUUGCUCGUGGCCUGUUUGUUCAUCAUCAUCUCCCCACGCCUUCGAUCGUCAGACACGACAAACUCCUUACCCACACCGUCGCCGAUCGCUCAAGAAGCCCCAGCAGUGGACGAUCUUCCGCCAAAUGAUCCCAUUUCUGAUUCAUUAUGGCGGAGAUUGCCUGUCCGAUACCCCGCUGUCCCUGGCCAGCCGCUUCCAACAGAAACAUCACGAAAGCUCCCUCGCAUCCAGCUAGCUACGUCUAAAUUCUCGCGAUUGACGCUGUGGUACCAGUCAGAGAGACAGGCAGCAGUGAAAGAUGCGUUCCAGCGCUGCUGGGAUUCUUACAAGUCCAUCGCAUGGCCGACAGAUGAGCUUGCGCCCCUGAGCGGCUUGCCGCGAAACGUCCUCGGGGCAUGGGGUACAACGUUAAUCGAUAAUCUGGAUACACUCUGGAUCAUGGACAUGAAAGAGGACUUUGAAAAGGCUGUCGCAGCCGUUUCGGAAAUUAAUUUUGAAGAUACCCCGUCGCCAGAGAUCAAUACCCACGAAGUCAACGUCCGCAUUCUCGGAGGACUACUCUCGGCAUACGACUUGAGCGCCGAUAAACAAUUAUUGAACAAAGCAGUCGAUGUCGGCGACAUGCUUUACGCUGCAUUCGACACCCCCAACCGCAUGCCGAUUAUCCAUUGGGAUCUCCACAAAGCCGCCCGUCAAGAAGAGCAACAAGCCGAGGAAGUCGUAUCGGCAUCAGAGCUCGGCUCUUUCGUGCUGGAGUUUACGAGACUGUCUCAAAUUACAGGUGAUCCGAAAUACUUUGACGCAGCGCAGCACGUCAUGACCAAAUUCGACCAGCUGCAAGGGCAGACAAAACUGUCGGGGAUGUGGCCGGUCAUCCUCAAUCCGCGGGCGGAGGUCUUCAGCGGGGAUGUGUAUACAAUGGGUGCUGAGGUUGACUCCUUGUACAAGGAUAUACCCAGAGCAUAUGCGCUGCUCAGCGGACAAGUGCCCAUUUACCGGAAAAUGUACGAGAGGACGACUCGCACCGCCGCAAGCCACAGCUUCUUUCGCCCACUUAACGCCGAGAACAAAGGUAUACUGCUUCCAGGGUCGGUCCGCGUGUCGAUAACGCAGAAUGGAAAGCAGCGAACGACACUCCAAGCUCAAGCCCAUUACCGAGGAUGCUUUGCAGGUGGAAUGUUUGCGAUGGGCGGCCAGCUCUUCAACAUUCCGAUUCACCGACAGAUCGCCGACAAUCUGGUCGACGGGUGUAUCUGGGCACAGAAGACAAUGCCAAUGGGGAUUAUGCCGGAGGUAUUCGAAACAAUCCCGUGCGAGUCGCAACGCAGCUGUCCCUGGAAUGAGUGGCUCUGGAAACAAGAGGUCAGGAAGAAAGCAAGCAAUCAACAGAACGCAGACCUCACUCUCAACAUCGACGCCUUCAUAAAGGAUCACAACCUUCCGAAGGGGAUCAUCGCUGUUACCGACACUCGGUACAACCUGCGACCAGAGAUGAUCGAGAGCAUGUUUAUUCUCUAUCGCACUACGGGUCGAGAAGACCUGCUCGAUAUUGCCUGGGAGAUGUUUGAGAAUAUUCAGAAUGCGACACAUGUUCCGAAUGGUAAUGCGGCGAUUGUGGAUGUGACAGUCGAUGCCGCGCCGAUCCACAGUGAUUCGAUGGAAAGUCACUGGAUGUCGCAAACUCUGAAAUACUUCUAUCUGAUGUUUAGUGCUCCGGAUCUCAUCAGCAUGGAUGAAUACGUCUUCAACUCUGGCGGGCAUCCUUUCAAGAUGCCAGGAUCUACAAAAGAGCCUGUCAGGUAA